This is a messenger RNA of Stylophora pistillata, 1142 nucleotides long. RefSeq lists its product as uncharacterized. Lineage: Eukaryota; Metazoa; Cnidaria; Anthozoa; Scleractinia; Pocilloporidae. The record is from RefSeq and is a predicted model, not a curated record.
GCUUUAAUCAGAUGCUCUCUUCACUAAACCUGUUAAGUUAAUAUUUACAACUGAAGUGUUGAAAUAUUUUCGAGAAAUGACCGACAAUGGAAACAGAAAACGAGUCGCCUUUGUCCCCUCCGGUAAUUAUCACUCCAGAUAUGUCGAGGUAUCCGACGAAAUUCCGCGGAAAGAAGAUACAAUCAAGAACUUCAUUGGCAACUGAUAGAUUUUCUUGCAUUUCGUUUCUAACUACGAGCCAAAGAAGUGAUCAUACCGUAUGGAUACCAAGAUGGCGGAGUCUUCCUUGCGACCUCGAAAAAGAAAUCUUGUACGACGAUUGCCCAGAGUUUUUAAAAGCCUGGUCGAGAUAUCGAAUCACUAAUAUGACUCGCCGAUACAAAACAAUGGAUUAUAUUCACAUGGUUCUAGCUGAUGCCAGUGCGGAUCUUUAUUCCGAAUUGGACGGUUGCUGUGAUCUAUCAACUGCAGUCGGUAUAUCUGUAAGUAGGGAUUUAUUGAACUGUUCGGCGGAUUUUUCGGAAAAUGGAUCUGGAAUUGUCCCAAGAAGUGCGUCAGAUGAAAAUAUACAAUAUUGUGACCGCGAAGGGGACAGACAAUGGCAUCUGACUCAGAUGAAUUUGAAUUAUGCCCUCGCUUCAUCGCGAACAUGUUCGACCGAAGAUCUUAACAAGGACCAAAGAAAUAUUCAUAAAAUUGAGAAAUGGCUAAAAAGAUGUAACAGUGGUACGAAUUGACAGGUAAUAGUUUUAAAGAGUUUGUGGUAAGCCAAAGAACUGCGAUGAAAGCUUUGGGUCAGUUGGUAUAAGUGCCAACAGCUGUUUUUUUCUUUUAUGGAAAUUUUCUCUUCUCGCGUCCCAUAAAUUCUGCUUUUGUGGUGUGACAUGUUAUUGUUCUGUUAAAGUACAUUUAAGGAAUUCCCUGGUUAAUCAAAUGACCCGUUUUGAGGUAUACUUUGCGGGGAUUAUUUUUAUUUUCCGACCUAAGCAUGUGAUGUUUAUCUGAAACAAAAUUAAGUUAGUAUUGUGAUCUUUGCCUUUGUAACAUAUGUACCUAAAUCAAAGAAAACCGUUUCUCUUUCCCCGGAAUACUUUUAGGGUAUUUUUUCUCAGCACUUUCAUUAAAGGUCACAUCAUACCUUG